This is a messenger RNA of Kazachstania africana CBS 2517, 1530 nucleotides long. RefSeq names its product Izh3p (gene IZH3). Bases 1 to 1530 code for a protein of 509 amino acids. The record is from RefSeq and is a predicted model, not a curated record. Gene Ontology annotation, molecular function: signaling receptor activity. The transcript has a single exon. Lineage: Eukaryota; Fungi; Ascomycota; Saccharomycetes; Saccharomycetales; Saccharomycetaceae. Gene Ontology annotation, cellular component: membrane.
AUGUUAGCUGGGUGGCUGUCAAACAGUCAUCAGAAUGAUAAGAGAGACGGUUAUUUAUCUUAUUUCAUUCCAACAAAGAUAAUUCCAAACCAUCGCACAAUACCGAGCGCAAUGGAUUCGAUAUCCAGGUUCAAGAGAAGAAGCUACAACAGAGUAAGGAGAUCAAGGAGUCAUUUGUCUUCUCACUACUCGAGAUUUGUCAAUGACGCCUUUUCCAUGCUAAAGGGCUCUGAGAAACCAGAACUCGUAUUGAGACAUCCUCAACCUUCACAUAUCAAUUCGGAUACGGCAAAGUAUGUUUCUUCGUCAUAUUCUGAUACCAUUUCAGAUUCUGAAACGCAGACUUUGGUCAAUUCAUUGACUUCAUCCUCUUCGUUGACCAUUGAUUCGCGGGCCACUCCAGUCAUGGAAGAGGAUUUGAAAGAUUUAGUGGAAGAGAAAUUCAGAUCCAUUUCUUCCACUCCUGAGCUAUUUUUUGAAACAACUAAGGAAGCAAAACUCUCUUCCGAGCAGAUUAAGUCCCUAAUCAAAAUUUUUGGUUACGAUAGGGCUUACGAACUGGGGAAAUCUGAGCAUUUACAUUACUACCAACUUCCAUUCCCAUAUAGAGAAAAUCGUUACAUCAUCAACAAUUAUAGAUUUUAUGACUCCCAUAAGAAAUCUUUGCUUUCAAUCUUCAAAUUACACAAUGAAGCUACAAAUAUUUGGUCACAUCUUUUAGGUGCUAUUUACUUCCUCUAUGUCCUCUUUCAUGACUUACCAAAUUCAAUUAUAGUAUCCUCUUCAAUGGUCCCUACUACAGCUAAACUUUUUCUGUACUUGUUCGUUUUUGCUUCAUUGAAAUGUAUGCUAUCUUCCACUUUCUAUCAUACAUUUAAUGGGACCUCAAUGUUGAAAUUACGUCGUAAAUUUAUGUGUGUGGAUUACAGUGGAAUUUCAAUUCUGAUAACUUCAUCAAUCUUAUCCAUCCAAUUCAUUUCAUUGUACGACUAUCCGAACAUACUAAAAUUUUACAUGUGCGCAUCCUUCAUGCUGGGCGUUCUGGGAAUAUUCAUGAAUUGGUCUCCCUUGUUCGACAGUCCAGAAGCCAGGCCUUUAAGAAUCAAAUUCUUCAUCCUAUUAAGCUCAUGUGGUGCAUUUGCAUUAUUGCAUCUAGUAUUCUUGGAAAAAAGCAUUUUUGCAGCUAUAGAUGUAUUAUUACCACUCACAAAUAAAUCCAUCGUCUGGUAUUUGGUCGGUGUCGUAUUCUAUGGUUCCUUUAUACCAGAAAGAUUCAGAACGGAUUAUAUUGUUGACAAAUCCAUUCCAACAACUUUACGUCUAUCAACCGAUUUAUCAGUGAUUACAACAGAAAAGCAUAUUCAUUUCCGGAAUGAACCAACCAAAUCCGGGAAAUCUGGAUUUUUCACACUUUGGUGGGUAGACUACCUAUUCUGUUCCCAUACCUUAUGGCAUAUCUUUGUCGUGCUUGGUGUGGUGGGCCAUUAUAAAACUCUCUGUGAGAUGUUUUUGAAAAAAUGGCUUAUUUAA